UGUUCCUUCGCUACACCGUUGCUGGAGAGCGGACGGAUGCGCGUGGAAUUCUCCCGCUCUUUCGGCAGUAAUAAUAUUAGCUUUCUGUCGCUUUGUCUUUAAAAUUGUAUGUUAUAUGCUAGGUCUUGUUGACCACCAAUCUUUUAUUAGUAUAAUUGUUUGGGGUUUGACUUAGCAACCACAUGCCCGGAGUGGUGUGUGCGUAGUAACGCGCUUGGAAAAUCACCACCUCAGCCAAAGUGAAGUGAGGUUUGGUCGGGUAUAAAUAGUCGCGUGAACGCAGCGAGUGUCAGCAAAGACGGAGCCAUGUCACCUCAGCACUUUGGUAGAGGGGUUUUAGCUUCGCCCCUGUUCUGCGCUGCUCCCGUCGCUACCCUGCUGUGACGGGCAUCGCUGUCCAACACUGUCCAGCAGGUGUUUCUGUUUUUUUAUCACCAACGGCAACACUGGAGAAGGAGAAUGUAGAGUCAGCUGCAUCUAAGUGUGUUCCAUGGCAACCAUUUCAUGUCUGAACAGGCAAGGUGCUCAGUGAUUGGCAGCCUGGGAACUAAGGGACUUCCUGUCUGGGCUGGGAGGAUAUGUGGGGAUAGAUUUCUUUGCACCUUGCAUCCACAGGGAAUGGCAAGCUGUAUUCAGUGCUGUGGAGAAAGGCUGGGAUGAGAGAGAUGGACAACUUGCUACAUCUGGGGCAGGAUGGGCUUAUUGAUGGAAAGGCAACCUUAGACCCAGGGGAGAGACUGACAUUCCUGUUCACCGAAGCACAAGGAGAUGUUUUCUGGCCUUCAUUAAAAGCUAAGCUCUCUGCGAAAAAAGAAGAAAAAUCAAGCUCUACCUGUAUUUUUCCAGUGUGACACAGUGUGUGUGCCCCACAGUGCCUCAGGAAUCAGCCAGGGCUUUAGGACCACACUGGGUAUAAUUUCCUGUUGCACGAUGACUUCAGGCUAUUGAAGAACAUCCUGUUCGUCUUCCUGUCUGUUCCAUACCCUCUCUCCAGCCCUCUCUUCUUCAAUGGGGUCCCGCAGCCAAGGCUUCUUCCACCACCACCACCACCCCCACCGCAGCUCCGUGGUGCCAACGGCCAUGCCCAGGCUCCUCCAGGAGAGCAGCAGCCUGCUGGGAGGCAUCGCCCAGAUCACGCCCAAUCUCUUCCUGAGUCGGGGCAACGUGGCGUCCAACCGCAGCCUGCUCCUGUCCAAGGGCAUCACCUGCGUGGUGAACGCCACCAUCGAGCUGCCCAACUUCAACUGGCCCCACGUGGAGUAUGUGAAGGUGCCCCUGGCCGACAUGCCCCACUCGCCCCUCUCCCUGUACUUCGACAGCGUGGCCGACAAGAUCCACAGCGUGGGGCGCAAGCGGGGGGCCGUGCUGGUGCACUGUGCCGCCGGGGUGAGCCGCUCCGCCUCCCUGUGCCUGGCCUACCUCAUGAAGUACCACCGCGUGUCCCUGGCCGAGGCCCACGCCUGGGUCAAGGCCCGCCGCCCCGUCAUACGGCCCAACGGCGGCUUCUGGCGGCAGCUCAUUGAAUACGAGAGGAAGCUGUUCGGCAGGAACUCUGUAAAGAUGGUGCAGACGCCCUACGGGGUGAUACCUGACGUCUACGACCGGGAUCGUAGGAACCUGGUGCCCUACUGGGGUCUGUAGGCGUACCCCCCCCCCCCCCCCCCCAUCGUCCUCGCCCCAGGGAGAGAGGCAGAGGAGGGAGGGAGAGAGAGCUGUGGUCGACUGUGUUGUCUGUCAAGGCUGCAGGUUCAUGCAUGUUCCCCCAGCCAGAGAUGCAAAGUGUGAGUGUCUGUCUUUGUGAAGCUUAAUUAAUGAGUUCUGGUGCUUUUGGAUGGAGGAAGUCAGAUCAGUCACCGCACUGCAGACUGGUUACUGGUGCUACCACUCUGCACUGCACCCAGCCCACCCUUCUGUCUGGGAGACAAGGCCACCUCAAGCUAAGUGUCGCGUGGACCAAAGCAGCGCCCGGAUCACAGAGAUGCCUGGCACCGAGAUCAAGUACCCAGACUGUGAUGAUGGCAGCCGUGCUUGGACCCCAGUUAGGAGGAGCAUUCUGGGAAGGUGUGGGCGGGGCUUAAAGACUCCUUAAAGAAGUCCUUUUUCCUGACGUAACGUCACGUGAUGGUAUUGUGCCAGUUUUGCUGUUGUCUUUGAUGUAAGGGGCGGAAGUCUGUCUCAAUUUAUGGUAGCAUUUACAAUACUUACAACUGUACAUAAAAAAGAAACAUUUUGACUUAUUCUCAUAAAAGUUAUAUAAAGUCAUGAAAUAUAAAUAUGGGUAAAAUAGAAAAAAUAGGGUGAGGUGUUCUAGUACACUUUAAGAUAUAUAAAAAAUAUGACUAUAUUAACGGUUUUAAACUAGAUAUUAAGUUUGAAAGAAGACUGUGCAGGAGUUUGCUAUUAUUUGCUUUGUGCUGUUUAGAGAGAUGUCUUCCUCAAGCUUGAGGACAAUGGUGUGUCAACGGCCACAGGGGGACAUCAUUUUUAUGACCCUAUCUUGCCUCGUCUAGAUGAUGUCUUAGUGAAUCAAGUUCUGAAAAAAACGAAUUCAAGCAAGAAUUUCAUAUCCUGUGUACUCUCUGUACAACCAUUUGGGGGCAAGAGGUUGUCUGAAAUUCUUCUAUUUUGCAGACACAAAGCUUUUCUAAUAUGGCAAAUAUGACUGUAGCAGAUAACCCUGUCCAUGGCAAAGGCAUUUUCAGCAGUAAGCCAAGCCAAGCUUUUUUUUGCCCUACGGCAAUGAUAUUCCAAUGUAAUAAGUUAGCCCAUGCUACUGUUUGUGUUGAAAACCCGUAAAAAAAAUAAAACAGUUGACUAAUAUAUAUUUUUUGU
Messenger RNA from Osmerus eperlanus (European smelt), 2832 nucleotides. RefSeq names its product dual specificity phosphatase 14 (gene dusp14). NCBI's taxonomy places the organism in Eukaryota, Metazoa, Chordata, Actinopteri, Osmeriformes, Osmeridae. Gene Ontology annotation, cellular component: cytoplasm. Gene Ontology annotation, molecular function: MAP kinase tyrosine/serine/threonine phosphatase activity. Bases 1009 to 1641 code for a protein of 210 amino acids. The transcript is spliced from 4 exons. The record is from RefSeq and is a predicted model, not a curated record. Gene Ontology annotation, biological process: protein dephosphorylation.